Molecule: messenger RNA, 3227 nt
Organism: Dipodomys spectabilis (banner-tailed kangaroo rat)
Lineage: Eukaryota; Metazoa; Chordata; Mammalia; Rodentia; Heteromyidae
Gene: Trmu
Product: tRNA mitochondrial 2-thiouridylase
Exons: 10
Coding region: 26-1258 (410 amino acids)
Biological process (GO): tRNA wobble position uridine thiolation
Cellular component (GO): mitochondrion
Molecular function (GO): sulfurtransferase activity
Source: RefSeq, a predicted model, not a curated record
CUUCCGGCGCGGCGGCGGCGGCCCGAUGCAGGUGGCGCGGCGCGUGGUGUGCGCGCUGUCCGGCGGCGUGGACAGCGCCGUGGCCGCGCUGCUGCUGAAGCGGAGAGGUUACCAGGUGACGGGGGUGUUUAUGAAGAACUGGGACUCGCUGGAUGAGCAUGGCGUCUGCACGGCCGACAGAGACUGCGAGGAUGCCUACCGGGUCUGCCAGAUCCUCGACAUCCCUUUCCACCAAGUGUCCUACGUGAAGGAGUACUGGAAUGAGGUGUUCAGUGAUUUUCUGAAUGAGUAUGAAAAAGGAAGAACACCCAACCCCGACAUAAUGUGCAACAAGCACAUCAAGUUCAGCUGCUUCUAUCAUUACGCCGUGGAUAAUCUCGGAGCAGAUGCCGUUGCCACGGGUCACUAUGCCAGGACUUCACUGGAAGAUGAGGAAGUCUUUGAGCAGAAGCACAUUAAGAGACCACAAGGGCUUUUCAGGAAUCGAUUUGAAGUGAGAAAUGCUGUAAAACUACUCCAAGCCGCUGACAGCUUUAAAGACCAGACCUUCUUUCUCAGCCAGGUCUCCCAGGAUGCCCUGAGAAGAACCAUCUUCCCUCUGGGGGGACUGACAAAAAGUUUUGUCAAGAAAAUAGCAGCUGAAAAUAGACUGCAUCAUGUGCUUCAGAAGAAGGAGAGCAUGGGCAUCUGUUUUGUUGGCAAGAGGAAUUUCGAGCACUUCAUCCUUCAGUAUUUGCAGCCGCGACCUGGGAAGUUUGUUUCUGUCGAAGACAAUAAAGUUCUGGGAACACACAAAGGUUGGUUCCUGUAUACAUUGGGCCAGAGAGCAAAGAUCAGCGGCAUGCGAGAGCCCUGGUUUGUGGUGGAGAAGGACAGUGCCAAGGGUGACGUGCUUGUGGCCCCCAGGACCGACCACCCUGCCCUGUACAGGGACCUGCUUCGCACGGGCCGCGUGCACUGGAUCGCCGAGGAGCCUCCCGCCGCCCUGAUCCGGGACAAGAUGAUGGAGUGCCACUUCCGAUUCCGCCACCAGAUGGCACUAGUUCGCCGUGUUCUACAAAGGGGACGAGUGUCUGGGAAGCGGGAAGAUCCUCCGGCUGGGGCCGUCCGCCUACACGCUGCACAAGGGCAGGAGCAGAGCCAGCGCGGUCCCCGAGGGCCCGCAUCUCGCACCCUGACCGAGGCUGAACCGCUCAGGGAGGCAGAGGCCGGAGCCCAGGGCCGGCAGCCGGCGGGGAGGCUGGUGGGCGAUGGGUGAGUUGGGCGCUGCCUGCUCCCCGGGGCCCGGCUGGCCCUGCGCAGUGACGCCGAAGGACCGGGCUGGCCAGCCAGCAGGUCUGUCCUGAGGACCCGGCUCCUACAGCGCCUGUGCCACAGCCCCGGGGUCGGCCCCGUGGGCACGCGUGGGUCUGUGCGGCUGCGGGCUCAGGCAGCAGCAAAUAAAGCUGUCUAGAAGAAGGAGCGUGGCCACUGUGUCAGGGCCAGGUUCGCCGGAGCAGGCCCCCGCCGGGCUCCCGCAGCUCCUCCCGGGGAGGCCGCGCUCGGCCUCGCAGUGCGCUGCUGUGGGCUGCUGGCCGUGUUCGGUCACGCUCUCCAGCGGGACAGAGGCAGCAACACCGGAAGCAACCUUCGGCAGGGGCGGGCGUGGGCUACUUUCCUAUGGAGGCUGAGGAAGCGGAACCCCACUGUGUCCCCCCCAACAGUGGCCUCAGUAUUUCCCAAGGGUGAAAGUAGGCAUUGGUGUGGGGCUCUGGGACGGAGAACCAUCUUUCUGGACAAAGCAAGCAUAGCAAGGGGUCCCUGGGAAUUAGAGUGCGGGAACCCAGGAGGGUGAGCGGAGGCGCGGGUGUUCCUGUCAGUCUCCACCUGCUCGGACCCAGGGUCAGGUGCACAGGGAAGUCCGCACACCCACGGCAGCAUGGCGGAGGGCUUGGCUGCUCCACCUGCUCACGGGCUCGGGGCUAUGGCAGGACUUCACUUGGGCGUUUGCUGCGUAAGAUGAGGCCAGCCUCAACUCAGAUUGCUGAUGGAUGGCUCGGUGCCCGGAGCUCCCGCACCGGGAGGGGCCCUCACGCGCUCUCGAGGCCAGCUGACUGGCGUCUAGUAGAGAGAAGUUUAAAGCAGAGCCGCAUUGUAAAAUUCUAUUUGGAGUGGAAGACGUUCCCCGGAUUGGCUUAGGAGAGGAGGUGAGGGAAGAGUCAUGGGAAGAUUAUCAUCAGGAAGCCACGUCUGCAGAGGGAAUGGAGGGUGAGGGAGCUAGCAGCGCGCAGGAGGAACCAGCCGGGACAGCAGCUGGUGCUGGAGGGCCGGGACUAAACUACGACUGGUAAACAUUUCUGGUUCCAGAGUCCCAUUUCGGGUGUGGUGGGUCAUGUCUAUAAUCUGCUUGUGGGAGGAUUGUAGUUCAAAGCCCACUAGGCAAAAAGAAAAAGCAAAGCAGAACCUUAUUUCAAAGAAUGGCUUGCUGGCACACAUUCAUCAUCUCAGCUACCUGAGAGAGAGGUAGGCUCGCGGUCCAAAGGCAGAUGGCACAAUAAUGGAAAGAUAAUGGGAGCAAAAAGAGCUGGGGGUGAGGCUCUGCAAGUGCUGUCCAGUCAGAAAACAAAAUCCCAGGCCCUGAGGAGGGCCUGUCCCCCACACCGGCCCCCAUGCCGGCAGGCCAGAGCCCGGCUAGAGCGCCGCAGAAGACGGGAGAGCCAGGUACAAAGCAACACUUUAAUUUAUUGUAUCCUAGUCCGUGGCGUGCCAGUGCUGAGAAUUAAUAAAUACACUUGUUACAAACGUCCAGUGUUUCAUCUCUUGAAAAGUUUCAAGUCAUAAAAAUAGGUUUAAAUUUUUCCUGUCUUAAUAAAACUGACAACUAUUUUUUUUUUAAACAAUUCAGAUCAAAUUAAAAAGUAAAAGGGCAAAAUCCAGUCACAGGUGGUGAGGGAGGAGGGCAUGCCCCACAGCGAAGGCAGGCUGCUGCCGUGAGCCCUGGCUGCCUGGCCCACCGUGCCCCAGGAGACGCCCGCUGCCCUGCAUCUGAGCCACUGCGCGGGCUCUGCAAGGCCUGUGUUGGUCACACACAGGCCUGAAGACCUCUCCCCCUGCCCACCAGAAGUCUUUCACAUUCAGUGUCUUACACACACCGCCGCCUCUGCCCACUGGAGGUCUUUUUUUGUUGUCCAUCAUAGGGCUUGAACUCGGCCUGAGCGCUGUCCCUGAGCUCUUCAGCUUGAGGUGAG